Molecule: messenger RNA, 255 nt
Organism: Cylicostephanus goldi
Lineage: Eukaryota; Metazoa; Nematoda; Chromadorea; Rhabditida; Strongylidae
Source: the annotation of a GenBank genome assembly
AUGAACAGUUUGGAGUAUGUAGAGGUGUUAGGUAGUCACCUUGUACCGUACUGGCAGGAAGGAUACGUUUUUAUGCAGGACAAUGCCUCGGUUCAUAGGUGUAGGGCAACUCCACAGUACUUGCGUGACAAUAAUAUAGAGGUUCUUGAUUGGCCAGCCUGUUCCCCAGACCUAAACCCCAUUGAAAACUUAUGGAGCAUUAUUGUCCGCAACAUACACAGCGGUGUUAGGCAAUUUGAAAGUGUAAUGAACUGA